GCCUCACUGUGGUCAGACAACCUGCUUCACGUCCCUGUCCUCCUCUGUCAUUGGUUUUCAUUCACAUCUUCUUCAUCAUCUCUGCUUCUUCCUUGUGGUUUGCCUCUUUUCCAAUCAUCCAUUCCUACAUCCAUCUUUCUGUCUAACCCUCCAUCUGUCUCCACCAUGAGUCUGAGUCGGACCAAGCGAAUCAGCUCCAGUAACUCUGUCCGGAGCAGCAGCUCCAGGAGGCUGAGUGGUUUUGGUCCGGGUCAGGGCGGUUUCAGCGGCGUGUCCCUGAGCAGCAGCUCUCUGUAUGCGGGCACCAACGGGCACCACCACGGCCUGGGGGCCUCGCUGACCUCCCUGUCGGUCAACAAGAGCCUGCUGGCCCCCCUCAACCUGGAGAUCGACCCCAGCCUGUCCAUGAGCCGAGCCCACGAGAAGGAGCAGAUCAAGAGCCUCAACAACCGCUUUGCAAGCUUCAUAGACAAGGUACGCUACCUGGAGCAGCAGAAUAAGAUGCUUGACACAAAGCUGGAGCUGCUGAAGGGUCAGGGCGUGGGCCGGUCCAACGUGGAGCCCCUGUUCGAGGCCUUCAUGGCAGGUCUAAGGCGCCAGAUGGACCUGGUCAACAACGACAAGAUCAAACUGGACGGGGAGCUGAGGAACAUGCAGGGCCUAGUGGAGGACUACAAACACAAAUAUGAGGAGGAGAUUAACAAGAGAAACAACCUGGAGAAUGACUUUGUCAUCCUAAAGAAGGAUGUGGACUCAGCCUACCUGGUCAAGGCUGAUCUGGAGGAUAAGGUUGGAGCGCUGACUGAUGAAAUCAACUUCCUGCGCAACGUCUAUGAGGAGGAGCUGCGUGAGCUGCAGGCCAGCAUUAAAGACACCUCAGUGGUGGUGCAGAUGGACAACAGUCGUAGCCUGAACAUGGAGCAGAUCGUGGCUGAGGUCAAAGCCCAGUAUGAGGACAUCGCAGCCCGCAGCCGGGAGGAGGCCGAGGCCUGGUACAAGAGUAAGUUUGACCAAAUGUCGGUUCAGGCCAGCCAGUUUGGAGACGAGCUCCGCAUCGUGAAGGGAGAGGUGGCCGAGGUGAACCGACUGAUCAGCAGACUGCAGAGUGAGAUAGAAGCCGUCAAAGCACAGCGUGGCAGUCUGGAGAACCAGCUGGCUGAGGCAGAGGAGCGUGGAGAGCUGGCUGUGAAAGAAGCAAAGGCCCGAACCAGAGACCUGGAGGACGCUCUGCAGAGAGCCAAGCAGGACAUGGCCAGACAGCUGCGGGAGUACCAGGACCUGAUGAACCUAAAACUGGCUCUGGACAUUGAGAUCGCCACCUACAGGAAGCUGCUGGAAGGAGAGGAGGACAGACUUGGACAGCAGUCCAUCCUCAACAUUCAGGCCGUCUCCAGCUACAGUGCUAAAAGUCCUAACGGCUACCACAGUAGCAGCAGCUCUCCUGCUCCAAAGCUGCUGAUAAAGACCACUGAGAUGAGAGAUAACAGCCGAUACAGCACUCACUGAGAGCACUAUACACAUCUUUAAAUGUGUCAGGGUGCACAUUUCACUACUAACUGUAACUUAGAGUAAUGAAAAAUUAAAUCAUCGAAACUCUGGAAUUAAAGAGGAAAUAGCAGCGGGCACCAUUGUUUCUAAUAUGAACAAUAUUCACUGUAGUCUGUGAAGGAGAAUCUGAUUUUAGUCACAUGGGGCCUUGAACAGGCACUGUGGUAGGCUGCUGUAUUGUUUUCUGUGUAAUCCAUAGGAAUAUAAGAAUGUUGUAGACUUGAAAAUCAUUUUGGAGAUCCUGUUAGAGUUUUAGAGUCACUGGGUUUGAGUUGUCACUUUUCUGCUGCUUUCGCAAAUAAAGUGAACAAAAAGGC
Messenger RNA from Amphiprion ocellaris (clown anemonefish), 1865 nucleotides. Its product is annotated as keratin, type II cytoskeletal 8-like. Gene Ontology annotation, molecular function: structural constituent of skin epidermis. The transcript is spliced from 10 exons. Lineage: Eukaryota; Metazoa; Chordata; Actinopteri; Pomacentridae. Gene Ontology annotation, biological process: keratinization; intermediate filament organization. The record is from RefSeq and is a predicted model, not a curated record. Gene Ontology annotation, cellular component: keratin filament. Bases 166 to 1506 code for a protein of 446 amino acids.